CGCACGCAAAGGAAAAUUCGAAUUCAAAAAUAUGAAAUUUUACGAUUUUUUAACAAAAAUUCCAAUUUUCAUUCAACGAACACAUCUCCCACGUUAUGCGUAAAGAUUCCUAUAGAGGAGAAGAAGCCGAAAAAAAAAUUCUAGUUUUAUAAAAAAAAGGCGGCAAUAAGAUUAUCUUACUUUUUAUUAACUCUAUGAGAAUGAGGAUUCCUUAGGAACAUUCGACUUGCAAUAGACUUGAGUAUUUUUUACCUGAAGCAAAUUAGCAAAAUAUCUUUCGAUGCAGCAGAAAAAAUAUUGAAAAUGUGUCAAUAUAAUGAAGUUUCUCAAACCAAUUUUGAGUCGGCAAUUGAGGUUACACUAGCAGUAAUUAUUUUUUCUUCGUACUGUUCGGUAUGCGUUUCCAUAGAAACGAUGAACGAUCAGUGGACGCUGGCAAGCAUUUUUUCUUUUCUUUAUACGCGCUCGUACACAAUUACGAAACAUUUUUAUUCAAGUCAGUAGCCCAAAACCGAAAAAAAAUGAUAAACAUCGUUCACCCUGCGGUUACCUCGAAGCCACCUUUGAAAGAGUUGUGCACGGGUGGAGACAAAAAAACCGUGGAUAGAAAACCAACGCGACACCGUUACCGAAAUGUGGAUCCGAAGUGUUUUCCGACGGAAAAAAGUGUCGAAAAAAUUACUACGCCGACUCGAGAAUCACCUGAAGAAAUAACACUAAUCGAUCGACGAUCGGACAAAGCAAUCCUGGCAAUGAAAAAUGAUUGCAAUGAAAAUUUGAUUGAGCCGGAAUCUUCUUCUUUUCAACAACUUUGCAACAUGAUUAACGACUUGGAGACGAAUAUGGGGAAGGGAGAGCAGCAAGGACAAUUUAAUCCUUUACAAAUCAAUGUCAAAAUCCCAAUGCUGGGUUACUUCGAUCAAGAUCAACCCGAGAAGGACAGCUCAGCGAACAUUGGAAUUUCUAACGGUUCAACGUACGAGGAUAUAAUGAACUUUCUAGCAACUCUUGAACAAGACACUGUACUUCCAGAAUUCACAACUAUCAAGGAACCCCCCAAAAGAUUGGAAAAAAAAAUUAUACCCGAACAUCCUGAGAGUCUGAAGGAAGAUUUGGCCACUGCGCUUUUACAGCUGGAGGAUCGAGAAGCGACUUUAGAUUUGCUGAAGAAAGAGAUGAGAAAUGAGCGAAAAUUGGCAUGUGAAAAAAUGGAGAAAGAGAAAAAAGAGCAUUGCUCAGAGUUGCAGUUGAUGAAAUCAAAAUAUCAAGCUAUCAUCAAGAGGCAUCAAAAGUUCAUUGAACAGCUGAUAGCAGAGAAAAAGGAUUUAACAGAAAAAUGUACCGCCCUGGCACAAAGGAUCAAAGAAAUCGAAGCCAAGCAACAGCGAGAAUUAAAGUGUGCCCUCGAUAGACACGCUCUCGAAUUACAACGUGCCAAGGAGCUUUGUCUCGCGUCAGAAAAAAUACGUCGGGAACGAUGGUUAGAAGCGAAAACAUCUAAGAUUAAGGAGAUGACGGUGAAAGGUCUCGAACCUGAACUCAGAAGCAUGGUGGAGCAGCAUCAGCAGGAAAUUCAAGAUAUUCGCAGUACCCACAUGAAGGAACUUCAAGAAGUUGAACUGCGUACGAUCAGAAGAUCGAAUCAACAGUUGGAACAAUUGAGACUGGAGCUUACCGAGAGCCAUGACAAAAUAGCAGCGAAUGAGAGGGAAGCUCUUCGGACAAGGUUUCAGGAAAAAUUCGACGAGCAAGAGGCUCUCCUUCAGGCCGAACAACGAAGAUUUUUUGAAGAAUUGCAACAGGAAAAAAGAAAAUUUGCUGAGGAGCAAACAAGGAGAGACGAAGAACGAAAUUUUGCAAUAAAACAAUCGUCCCUGCAGUUCGAGGUGACAUUAAGGCCAAGUUUUCAUUUUCAUUAUUUCCCUUGGAUCGAAUUGCGAAAAUUUUCUAAAAGUGCAUUGUUAAAACAGGAAAAAAUGGCAUGCCUCGUGAGACAAAAUCAAAUAGAAAAACGUACGCUUGAGGAAUCGCUGCAAUCGGAACGAGAAGCUUGGAUCGAAAAUUAUCGUAGACAACAAAACAGCAAAUUUGAAAUCGCUCAAGCUAAAGUAAUUGACGAGUGUAAUCGAGAACGAGACAGACAAAUCGAGAUUGCUAUAGCUCGGCUCGAGAAAGAAACCCGAGAGACUAAAACAAAUUUACAGAAAAGCUGGGAGAAUAAAAUACGAUGUAUGAGAGAAAAAUAUGAAUCGGAGCUGCAGGAUGCAAAUGAACGAGUGAAAUAUCUGGAGUCAAAAAUGGUUUCGUAUCAAGAAAAAUUGGAAGAACUGGACAGACACGUUGCAAAAACGGAGGAAAGGUUGGGCCAAUGUGUGUGCGAAUUGAAUGAAUCGAGACAGUCCGUCGAUAAAUUGACGUUGGAAAGAGACGAGGCAAAGAGGAUAGCGCGGCAUGAAAUAGAAUCGGAGAAACGGGAGCUUGAGGAUAAAAUAGCUUCUUUGUAUCGUGAAUUGACCCAAAAUAAUGCGAACAGAGAAUCUGUAAUGGCUCAGUUGUACAGCAGAAUAAAAUUGAUCGUUACUCAGAAGGAUUUGUCAAUAAAGAAUGUAACGAGAGAGGCAAACGAUCUUAGGGAGAAGUGCGAGCAUUUGGAAAAAUUGUUGGACCAACAGCGCAAGGAAUACGUGUUGAAAUCGUUCUGAGAAUCUUCUUGCCCCUGCGAUCUCUCGUUCGAAAAACUCCUUCCAGCAACCAACGAAUACCGAAAAAUGUUUUAUUUUUCAGUUUUUUUUGUUCUUCUACGAUCUCGUCGAAUUUCAUGUCGAUCGUAAAAUUAGUGAAUUUCGUAGCGUAUAAUUCUUGAAAGUUAUUUAUCUCUGUGUAUAUGUACUAAAAAUAAAUGAAUCACACUUUUUUCA
Venturia canescens is the source of this 2918-nucleotide messenger RNA. It is a transcript of the gene dila, whose product is annotated as centrosomal protein of 131 kDa. Lineage: Eukaryota; Metazoa; Arthropoda; Insecta; Hymenoptera; Ichneumonidae. Gene Ontology annotation, cellular component: centriolar satellite. Bases 396 to 2702 code for a protein of 768 amino acids. The transcript is spliced from 8 exons. The record is from RefSeq and is a predicted model, not a curated record. Gene Ontology annotation, biological process: intraciliary transport involved in cilium assembly; regulation of centrosome duplication; cilium assembly.